Molecule: messenger RNA, 4812 nt
Organism: Equus quagga
Lineage: Eukaryota; Metazoa; Chordata; Mammalia; Perissodactyla; Equidae
Gene: TMEM132C
Product: transmembrane protein 132C
Exons: 9
Coding region: 26-3352 (1108 amino acids)
Source: RefSeq, a predicted model, not a curated record
GCGGCCUGAGCGGCCGGGACGCACGAUGCGCGCCGAGGGCGCGGCCCCCGGGCCGGGGGCGCCGCUGUGCGGGGCGCUGAGCCUGGUGCUGGGCGCGCUGCUGGGCAAAGUGAUAGAGGGCCGUGGGGUCACAGACAACAUACAGAGAUUUUCCUCGCUACCACCAUACCUGCCUGUGAGCUACCAGGUUCUCAGGGCAGAGACCUCCUUCCUCCUAAGGGAAGCCAACCAGGACGUAAUACGCAACUCCAGCCGGCAGACCAGAGUCGAGUCCUUCUUCACCUUCAAAGCCAAGCGGCCCCCUGUAUUAAAUGCCAGCUAUGGGCCUUUUUCUGUGGAGAAGGUCAUGCCUCUGGACUUGAUGUUGACUUCGAACCUUUUAGGCCCAACCAAGAAGUUUAAUUUCAACUGGAAGCUGAAGGCCUCCAUCCUGCGGGACAAGAUCUACCUGAGCCGGCCCAAGGUGCAGGUGCUCUUCCACGUCGUGGGCAGAGACUGGGAUGACCACAGCCCCGCGGAGAGGCUGCCCUGCCUGCGCGUGUUCGCUUUCCGGGAGACCCGGGAGGUGAGGGGCAGCUGCCGGCUGCAGGGGGACCUGGGGCUGUGUGUGGCCGAGCUGGAGCUGCUGGCCGGCUGGUUCAGCACCCCCACGGUGGUGGCUGGGAGGAAGAAGUCGGGGGACCCGGCAGAGGGGAGCCUGGUGGAGCUCUAUUACACCGUGCAGGCGGGCGACGAGCGAGGAGACUGUGCUGGUGGUGACGUCAGGAAGGGCAAUGCCAUCCGUCCGGGGAAGGAUGGACUGGAGGAGACCACGUCUCACUUGCAGAGGAUUGGCGCCGUCGGCCUCUAUCGGGCCCAGGACAGUGCUCAGCUCAGCGAGCUGCGUUUGGAUGGCAACGUGGUCAUCUGGCUGCCUUCCAGGCCAGUUAAACAAGGAGACGUGGUCACUGCCUAUGUCACCGUCGCCAGUAAUUCCACUGUGGACCUCUUCAUCUUGAGGGCCAAGGUGAAGAAGGGCGUGACCAUCCUGAGCGCUCAGCCCAGCGAGCCUCGGCAGUGGGACGUCAAGCAGGAGAUGGGGAACGGCGGGAAGCACGCCACCACCACGGUGGUGUGCCAGCGCCUGGGGCCCAGUGCGAGCAACAGAAGCAGCAGUCUAUUCAAGGAGGUUGUGCAGAUGAACUUCGAGAUAGCCAGCUUCAGCAGCCUCUCAGGAACUCAGCCCAUCACCUGGCAGGUUGAAUACCCACGGAAGGGAACCACAGACAUCACCGUGUCUGAGAUCUUCAUCAGCCAGAAGGACCUGGUCGGCAUUGUUCCCUUAGCCAUGGACACUGCGAUUCUGAACACUGCCAUACUCACGGGAAAGACAGUAGCCAUGCCCAUCAAGGUGGUCUCUGUGGAGGAGAACGGUGUCGUGACGGAUAUCUCGGAGGCAGUGGAGUGCAAGUCCACAGACGAGGAUGUCAUCAAAGUGUCCGACCGCUGUGACUAUGUCUUUGUCAACGGCAAAGAGAUGAAAGGCAAGGUGGAGACGGUGGUGAACUUCACGUACCAGCACCUGAGCGCCCCCCUCCACGUCACCGUGUGGGCGCCCCGGCUGCCCCUGCAGAUCGAGGUCUCUGACACAGAGCUGAGCCAGAUUAAAGGCUGGAGGGUCCCCAUCGUGGCCAGCAAGAGGCCCACGCGGGAGAGCGAGGAUGAAGACGAGGAGGCGCGGCGGGCCCGGGGCUGCGCCCUCCAGUACCAGCACGCCACCGUGCGAGUGCUCACCCAGUUCGUGGCCGAGGGCGCCGGCCCGUGGGGCCAGCCAAGCCACCUGCUCAGCCCCGACUGGCAGGUCGACAUCACCCACCUGGUGGCCGACUUUAUGAAGCUGGAGGAACCUCACGUUGCCACACUCCAGGACAGCAGGACCCUGGUGGGGCGCGAGGUCGGGAUGACUACCAUCCAGGUGUUGUCCCCACUGUCCGACUCCAUCCUGGCAGAGAAGACGGUCACCGUGUUAGAUGACAAAGUAUCGGUGACAGACUUGGCCAUCCAGCUCGUGGCUGGGCUGUCUGUCACCCUCCACCCCAGCCCGGAGAACAGCAAGGUCAUCACAGCUGUGGCCACAGCUGAGGAGCUGCUGCGGACCCCCAAACAGGAAGCCGUGGUCAGCACAUGGCUCCAGUUCAGCGAUGGCUCAGUGACGCCGCUGGACAUCUAUGACACCACCGACUUCACCCUGACUGCCACCUCCCUGGACGAGGCCGUCGUGUCCGUCUCCCAGGCCCGCUCUCCCAGGUGGCCCGUUGUGGUGGCUGAAGGGGAAGGCCAGGGGCCCCUGGUCCGAGUGGACUUGACCAUCGCGGAGGCCUGCCAAAAGUCCAAACGCAAGAGCGUCCUGGCCGUGGGCAUUGGCAACGUCAGGGUCAAGUUUGGCCAGAACGACGCUGACCCCAGGCCCGGCAGGGACUACGAUGAGGGGGAGAUCAAGAACCACGCCAGUGACCGGCGGCAGAAGGGCCAGGACCCGGAGCGCGCGGGCCAGGAUGCGCACUUCCACGGCAGCUCCUCCGUGGAGCGCGAGGAAGGCGCCCUCCGGAGGGGCAGCACCACGGCCAAGUCGCUGCUGGACAACAAGGUGGUGAAGAACAGCCGGCUGGACGGGGGCAGGCUGGCGGGAGAGGGCCAGCUGCAGAACAUCCCCAUUGACUUCACCAACUUCCCGGCCCAGGUGGACCUGCCCCAGGCGGGGGGCGGGCUGGGGGACAGCGACCUGGUGCAGACGCCGCGGGGCCUGAGCGACCUGGAGAUCGGCAUGUACGCGCUCCUGGGGGUGUUCUGCCUGGCCAUCCUGGUCUUCCUGAUCAACUGCGCCACCUUCGCCCUCAAGUACAGGCACAAGCAGGUGCCGCUAGAAAGCCAGGCCUCCAUGACCCACUCGCACGACUGGGUGUGGCUGGGCAAUGAGGCGGAGCUCCUGGAGAACGUGGGCGAGGGGUCGCCCCCCCAGGAUGAGCACACGACCAUCAUUGACCGCGGGCCAGGUGGCUGCGAGGAGAGCAACCGGCUCCUGCUCAACGGUGGGUCCCAAAAGCACGUGCCGAGCCACCCCCACCGGCCGGCCGACUCCGGGGGGAAGCAGGGCAGGGACCAGAAGCAUGAGCCCCUGCACUCGCCCACCUCCAAAAGGAAGAAGGUGAAGUUUACCACCUUCACGACCAUUCCCCCAGACGACAGCUGCCCCACCGUGAACUCCAUCCUCGGCGCCAACGAGGAGGACAUCAAAUGGGUGUGCCAGGAUGUGGACGCGGGCGCCCCCAAAGAACUCAGAAACUAUCUGGAGAAAUUCAAGGACAAGGUGUAGCCCCUUGGCCGAAGGGCCGGGCGCCUGGACACCCUCCUUCAGCCCCUGUAGAUCUGGGCCCCGGGAAUCCCGGGGGUUGAGCAGGGAGGCCCUGGGGCCCUUCUAGACCAGAAGGAAGUUUUGAAGCCUGGAAGGGACUUUUUUUGUAAUCGAAGGUUUUUUAGCAGUGGAUGAUGGCAGAUUUUUGAAAGUGAGCGGGACAAACUCUGGGGGGGAAGCUGACGGUGAUGCUGAACUGCGCAAGGCCAAAUUAGGGCGGUUAUUUUAUGAGUCAAAGUAUAACACAGACAUGCUACCAAAAAUUAUUUGUUAAAAAAUGCAAAAAGACAAAUAAAAAGAGACAGAAAUAAUCAUCUGUUUAUAUUUCUAAUAAAGGAGCAAAAUAUAACAGUAGGGCCUGCUAAGAGACAUCUUCCAUUUUAAUUCAACACUCCGCUUUCAGAGGACAGCCUCUGACGUCCACGUGGGGCUGGGGGGGCGCGUUUCCACAUCCUGGUUUCCUCUUGGGACAGACCUGAGGAUUUUUAAAUCUUUAUUUGAUAGUCUUUUCUUCUCUUUGUCCACAUGUUCUUUUUUUCCCCUCUCCUUUUUCUUUUUGUGGCCUAGACUUCCAUAUGACUUAUGUUUCGUGUUUAUUUCUGAGGAUCAAAUAUAUUUUUCCUGAAUUAAACAUAAAUUAUCCUCCUGUUCGUUAGAUGAAUUCUCAGAAGCAUGGUCAAUCUGUUCUUUAAGUGCAAGUUGGUGCUUUUCUGUAACGCUCCAGCCUUGUUGGCACUUGCUGGGUUUUACGAUUAGCGGGAGCUUUUGGAGUCUUUGCAGGGGGAGGGGACUGACCUUGACCCACCGCCACACCCACCAUCGGGCCAGAGGCAGCGCGUGGGACAUUGUCAGCGGCUGGUCAAAUGGGGUGCGGCCAGCAGCACAGAGCCCAGCCUGGGCCCCCUGUCCACUCGGCCACACUCCAUCCCUGGUCAAAUCCACAAGAGAAAGACCGCUCCCAGCCUCGUCUAUCGGGAGACAUACUGGUAUGGAGAAAUGAACAAAGGUAAAAGCUGUUGGAGGGUUUUUAAGUUGUUUUUUUUAUCAGCAGGGCAUUUCAGCAUAAAUUGCAAAGAUGAAAAUCUACGUUGGAUUGUCAAUCGUCUGUGUUUUAACAGCCUAGUUGUGCAGUGGCACAUUGCAAAACGCGUUCAUCCAAAGUGACGUAGUUGCGGCAGGGAGGCCCACGCCGCUUUGGAGCGACGCCCUCCAGGCCUGCAGACUCGGGCCGCGCGUGAUACCCUCAGCCGGACGGCCCACGCAGACCACGGGCAGGCUUCUUGUUUUUAUUUUUUUAAUUACUAAAAUCAUUAGCUAAGAAAGGGCCCUGAAGCCUCAUAACCUCAGUGGGACCUUUUAAAAAGGUAUUUCUAGCACAUAUUAUAGGCAGAGAAAAGGAGAUAUUUAUUUACACCUGUGAU